Messenger RNA from Stegostoma tigrinum, 1928 nucleotides. Its product is annotated as secretin receptor-like. The record is from RefSeq and is a predicted model, not a curated record. The transcript has 13 exons. Bases 442 to 1845 code for a protein of 467 amino acids. Gene Ontology annotation, cellular component: plasma membrane. Gene Ontology annotation, molecular function: peptide hormone binding; secretin receptor activity; G protein-coupled peptide receptor activity. NCBI's taxonomy places the organism in Eukaryota, Metazoa, Chordata, Chondrichthyes, Orectolobiformes, Stegostomatidae. Gene Ontology annotation, biological process: cell surface receptor signaling pathway; adenylate cyclase-modulating G protein-coupled receptor signaling pathway.
GCGGCUAAAACAACAGAUCAUCCCGCAAAUCAGACCAAGCCUGGCCAGGAUCCGGAGUCUUCAUCAUUUCAAUGGUUUUCGCGAAGAGUCGGACAUGACCAAUGCUAAAUCUGCUUUCCGAGGACUCUGGGAUGUAAGCAUUUUUCAGCAUUUGCCAUUGUUGAAGAACACCGUGUGAAAAGUAACGCUGCCUUUAUUCCCGGAGAUGUGGAAAUGUCUCAUCUCGGGUUUUGCACUUUAUUUCUGAAGUAAACGUGCUCCGAUCAGCGGCCGUUAAGUUUCUGUCCAAGGUUUACUGAAUGCUCGUGUGAGCAGGGGUUUGCUGCUCAUGGUCAAAGCUCCGAGCUCGGACUGGGUUAUUUUCCUCGUAUGGUAGGGCCAGCUUUACAUUAAUUACCGAGGAAUCAAAAAUCGAAACUGACAUUUUCAUUGGCAAGAUUGAUGAACUUCGUGCGAUUUGAUGCAGUGAUGCACAGAGCGGCUGGAACACAACUUCUGGGAAGUAUUGACGUCAAGAAGAUCUUUCUAAUUCUGAUUUAUCUGGACUCCAUCAUCACAGUGCAAAGCAACCCACCAGAAUGUGACAUUCCCAAUAUUCUCAGAAAAGAAGAAGAGAAGUGUUUUGAGAAGUUGAUAAUUGAUGAAAACAAUUUUGAGAAGCAGAAAUUUCAGGCAGGCUGUGAAGGAAUGUGGGAUAACUUGACAUGUUGGCCUUUCUCCUCACAUGGAAAGACUGUUACUCUACCUUGCCCCAAUGUGAUCUAUCUUUUGACUCAAAAGAAAGGUUUCAUUUCUCGAAAUUGCACAAGUGAGGGGUGGUCUGAUAUAUUUCCUGAAUACAGAACAGCUUGUGGAUAUGACAUGGAUGAUACCACAAAUGAUGUCAAGACAGCAUUCUACAUGAAACUGAAAAUCAUUUACACUGUGGGAAACAGCAUUUCUUUCAUAUUCCUGUCUACAGCAGUCACAAUCCUAAGCCUAUUUCGGAAGCUUCACUGUACCAGGAAUUAUGUUCAUAUGCAUUUGUUUGUGUCAUACAUUCUUCGUGCAAUUUCAAUCUUCAUAAAAGACAGUGUCCUGUUUUCCAGUGAGGAUAAUCAUCACUGCACUAUUUACCCGGUUGAAUGUAAAAUCGCUAUUGUUUUCUUCCAAUACUGUGUCCUGGCUAAUUUCAGUUGGUUGCUGGUAGAAGCAUUGUACUUGCACACACUUCUGGUGGUAUCUGUCUUUACAGAGCAAAAAUAUUUCAGAUGGUACGUCAUUCUAGGAUGGGGUGCACCAACAGUUUUUAUCAUACCAUGGUCAAUUACAAGACAGAUAUUUGAGAAUGUCGGCUGCUGGAAUGUUAACUCGGAUGUACGUAUAUGGUGGAUCAUUAAAGGACCUCCAGUUGUAUCAAUUUUGAUUAACUUUGUUCUCUUUGUACGCAUCAUUCGGACAUUAAUGAAAAAGCUGAUUAUGCCUGAUGCGGUGGGAAAAGAUUUAAACCAGUACAGGAGGCUUGCAAAGUCCACUCUCUUCUUAAUCCCAUUGUUCGGAAUCCACCAUAUUGUUUUUGCAUUUCUUCCGGAUAUUGAAAACAACCUUGCGGUGUACUUGCGAGUAGGCUUUGAGCUUGGUCUUGCAUCGUUUCAGGGAUUUGCUGUUGCAUUACUCUACUGUUUCCUUAAUGGUGAAGUUCGUUCUGAAAUCCAGAGAAAAUGGAGACGAUGGAGGUUAAAGAAAUAUUUUGCUGUCAAUUUACGCAACCAAAAAACUUCCAUAAUUGCCAGUGGGGUGACUGGUGCAAUCCAAGUAUCACUGUUGACGAGGUGCAGUACCAUGGAUAAACGGGAAUUUGCUUAAGAAGCAUCAUAUGUUCUUUAAAAGAUCACAUGAAAUGUAAUACUUCAAAUGCUUUUCCAAAAGAAUAUGGGGAAAAAUAUCUA